Messenger RNA from Centrocercus urophasianus (Greater sage-grouse), 2308 nucleotides. Its product is annotated as plasma membrane ascorbate-dependent reductase CYBRD1. Gene Ontology annotation, cellular component: lysosomal membrane. NCBI's taxonomy places the organism in Eukaryota, Metazoa, Chordata, Aves, Galliformes, Phasianidae. The transcript is spliced from 2 exons. The record is from RefSeq and is a predicted model, not a curated record. Gene Ontology annotation, molecular function: oxidoreductase activity. The coding region runs from base 11 to 502 and encodes 163 amino acids.
GCUGGCGGCGAUGCGCGGGGCUCGGAACAUGGAGGACUACGGGCUCUUCCUGGCGCUGCUGGGCUCGGCGCUGCUGGUCGGCUUCGUUUCCGUCGUUUUCUCCCUCGUCUGGGUCUUCAGCUACCGCGAAGGGCUCGGCUGGGACGGGGGCUCAGCGGAGUUCAACUGGCAUCCCGUCCUCAUCGUCACGGGCUUCGUCUUCAUCCAGGGCAUCGCCAUUAUUGUGUACAGGUUGCCAUGGACCUGGAAGUGCAGCAAACUUCUAAUGAAGUUCAUACAUGCCGGAUUAAAUACCAUAGCUAUGAUUCUUGCAAUUGUUUCUAUGGUAGCUGUGUUUGACUACCACAAUGCCAGGAGGAUCCCCAACAUGUACAGUCUGCACAGCUGGAUUGGGCUGACUGCUGUUAUAUUGUAUUCUCUUCAGGUCAGAAUUUGUGUUUAUAAAUCAGUUGUAAAAUUAAUGAAUGCGUUGAGUAAUUCAAGUACAAUAGGCUCUAAAUAAUAAGACUUGUAUUCUAGAAUGCACUCUAUUUUAUAUUCUGUGAUUUGACAAAUCAUCAUGUAAAUGAGCAAUUACUGGAUCCCUGACUUCAAAGAAAAAUGUAUUUUAAAACAUAUUUUGUUUACUCACUGGUUUUAUUUAUUGUGAUUCAAUUUGUUGGCAGCAUAUUUAAGCACAGAACUUUUACUGAGGAAUUCUCAAACAAAGUAACUUUUUUUUCUUUUUCUAGUUAGGAUAAUUUUAACUUUUCAUUUCUUGGCCUCAGGACUUGUCUAUAGCCAGAACAAGUGCAGCAUGGAGCAGAGCAGAUCUCAUUUAUUACAACAGGAAAAAUGGCAUUGAUAAGUGUCCAUGUGCACGUUUUUAACUGUUCCUAUUGCCAGAAAAUUAGAUUUAUCUUAUCUAAAUUGAGCUAACUUGUUAUGUUUUGCAUUUGAUACAGAAGGAGAGCAGGGAUGCCCUGGUAUAUAGCACACAUACACAGGUGUGAUGUUUUAGCACAUAAAAUUCUGAAGUCUCUCUAUUGUAUUAAUUACACUUUAGAAAUAAAAAACAAUCAACCAGGAGGGAAAUCCUACAUAUGGGGCAUUUAAUAAAUCAGCUUUACAGUCCAAAGCAAUUCCAUUAAACUGGUAGAUCAAGACCAGAGUUAUCUCGAUGCAUUUUAUUCAGUUUUAAAACCUUGCACACCAAGAAUCUGCACUUUUAACUUCCAGGGUUUUUUUUAAACUUCGUUCCAUGAAAUUGUAUUUCAGAAGUAAAGGCAAUUUGUGUUAGAGUCUCUUAAAUCUUAACGGAGGAGGAAAAGCAGUAAACAAUUGCUUUUCCUUGUCUUCUUUAUUAACAUCUUUAUUGAAUGCAUACCGAGAGAGUACUUGUAAUGAUAACCUACAUGAUUUAGCUGAAAUUGCAUCUUUUUAAAGUUGAAGCCACUUUUUGCUUAAGUUGCAUUGUUUUUAGUAAAUGAAAGCUCAAACAAGUUAGUUUAUUUAAGAGAGUUAGCUCUGUGUGGUCAGGUUCAGACUUUAAAAUGAAUAUUAAGAAAAAUGGAAGAAACAUUUGUCUUACCUAGCUCAGCCCUUAUUGGAAUUGUUAUUUACUUUGCAUUUACUUACUUUUAUUUACUUUAAAUAAUAAAAGUAUAGCACAGCAGACUUCUUUAAAUAAAAAUUAAUCCAGCAAAACUCUAAAAUUACCAUUGAAAACCUGUUGCGAUUAAAAAAGAAACUAAAUUUUGAAUACAGCACUUAUUUUGUUCCUUUAAGAAAUGAUGCUUAACUUCUUAGCCAAAUGAAAAGAAAAAAUCAUAAUGACCUAGUUAUCAAGCACAGAACGUACCUUAGCUAAGGGAUUUGGGUUCUGGAUUUCUAUCCUUUACUGCUCAGGCAAGGAGGUACAAGGAAUAGUGCUGAAAUAAUCAUGUUUUAACACCUAGGGAAAAAAAGGCAUAUUACAGCACUGAUAAUCAUACACUUCAUACUUUUUUUUAAACGCAAAAAAAAAAAAAAAAAGAAACAACAACAAAAGAAAAGCUGGAAAAGUAACUUGAGCGCAUGUGGCUGAACCCAUAUGACAUGGUGGUGUUCUCUUCUGCCACAGAAUUAAGACUGAUGGGAGGACCUGUGGCCCUUGAACAGCCCAACACUCCCCACACACAUCCUCAUUUUAAAUGCCAACAGACCUCUGCCCUUCUAGAGGAGUGUAGUUUAACUUACUUAAAGCCCUAAAAGGAUGAAAUCUAUAGGCCACUCAAGACAAAAUGUUAAACUCCAUUCUGAUCUUCAUUUACAUACAAAUCUGAACAGA